This is a messenger RNA of Meriones unguiculatus (Mongolian gerbil), 628 nucleotides long. Its product is annotated as WAP four-disulfide core domain protein 6A-like. NCBI's taxonomy places the organism in Eukaryota, Metazoa, Chordata, Mammalia, Rodentia, Muridae. The coding region runs from base 23 to 466 and encodes 147 amino acids. Gene Ontology annotation, cellular component: extracellular region. Gene Ontology annotation, molecular function: serine-type endopeptidase inhibitor activity. The transcript has 4 exons. The record is from RefSeq and is a predicted model, not a curated record. Gene Ontology annotation, biological process: negative regulation of peptidase activity.
CUGAGCAGCUCCUCCGGGUUUAAUGCCUCCAGACAGGCUACGGCUUCCCAAAAUGAGACUCUGGGCACUCCUGCCAUUCCUGACCCCCUUCAUCUUCCCAUGGAGCAUCCAGGAGCCUGAACUGGCAGAGGGGUUCUUUAUCAGAUCAUGCCCAAGAGUCAGAGUGAAGUGUGAGGUUCAAGAGAGGAACGAGUGCACAAGGCACAAGCAGUGUACAGACAAGAAGAGGUGCUGCCCGUUUGCCUGUGGGAAGAAAUGCUUAGACAUCAAGGAAGAUACAUGCAGUCUGCCACAGGAUUCUGGCCCCUGCUUGGCUUACUUUCCACGCUGGUGGUAUGACCAAGAAGCCAAGCUCUGUACCCAAUUCAUCUAUGGUGGUUGCCAAGGGAAUGCGAACAACUUCCUAUCCAAGGAUGUCUGUGUAUCCAUUUGCAUAAACAAAAACCAUAGGUUUUCCUGGUUAUGAAAAGGAUGAGUGGGAAGAAUCUCCAGGCCUUGGCUCCUAGUCCAAGGCUUUCUUCCUGUGAGCCUAACACAUGCUUCAGAUUGGCCAAGUCUUAGCCACUAAGACUUGUUCCCAAAACAAUGCCAGAGUUUCCUUAUUCCCUCCUCGCACCCCAGCUUCUCU